This is a messenger RNA of Misgurnus anguillicaudatus (oriental weatherfish), 3215 nucleotides long. RefSeq names its product THAP domain-containing protein 6. Lineage: Eukaryota; Metazoa; Chordata; Actinopteri; Cypriniformes; Cobitidae. The record is from RefSeq and is a predicted model, not a curated record.
UCUCUAAAAGACGUCCAAGAGUAUUGCUUGAGGCAGAUAGUGGAGUCAAAAAGUUCAGUUCUCCUGAAUUGCUUGUAUGUGUUAAAAAGUGGAGAGAUAUGCUUCAAACAGACGUUUAACGGGAGCGUCUCAUUGGUGUGGCUGUUGAUGAAGUGCACAACGUUGUCCUAUGGUGAGUAAUGUUGUUUAUUUAGAUGCUAUUCGGUUGCGGCUGGUUAUUUCAAUAACUGACUUGUUGCCAGCCGGCUCGUUAUUGUGGGGAGUCCGAAACGUGACGCUAGAUGAAACAAACUGUGAUUGGUUGUUUGACAUGUCGGUCAAACAGCUCGUGGGCGGGAUUUGUCCAGAAAAAGCAGCGAAAAACACCAGGGCUGCGUUCAGCCCCGACAAAACGUUGCACAACGUUUAUUAAACAGAAACGGCGAUGUGUUGAACGCCCUGUUGUGAUGACGCAAGAGUUGCAACUACGGUAGCUGAGAGGCCAUUCUUUGUGUUCUUUUUUUAAAUGUUUCUGAAGCCUGAUGAAAUCGUUAUAAAUGUGUGUUUAAUACUGUAAAAGACCCUCAAUGUUACAGUCACCGACUUUAUCGUCCAGAAUGAAAGACAACAUUCCAACAUGAACCCAUUGAGCGAGCUGUCUCUUUACUACCGCGUGGUUUUAUACAUCUUGCCGCUGAUUGGGCCGACAUUUCUGACACACCCACCAAACAAGAGAAAACGCUUCUAAAACCUGUUGCAUUCCGUUGCACACCGUUUCCAGGAAACAUGUCGUUCAACCCGGAAACCGUAGCAAAACGUUGUGCACCGGUGUGAGAUUGAACGUGCCCCAGACCUUCAGUAUUGAAGGUCUGGCUACGCGAGACUAGCUGAACCAUAGAUAUGUAUAAAGGCUAGAUGGCUCAAGGCGGAGUCAGCUGUGUCGUCACUUGGCGGCCAUCUUAGGUCAGUGCUGCCAUAGUGCUGCUCCCUGCUGCUGUGGACGGAAGGUGAGUGACAUACGCCAACUAAAAUGCUCGUAACUUGCUGAAUUCUUGACGGAUUUACAAACGGAACUUCUGAUUACGCUUGUGGAAAAUGCCUGAUUUUUGUGCUGCCUACGGCUGCACCAACGAACGGAGCCUCCAAACCAGAACGCGUGGGAUCACCUUUCACAAGUUUCCCAAAUGUAGCGAGCGCCGGAGACAGUGGGAGCGUGCCCUGAGAAGGGAAGGUUUUGUGGCUAAUGACAGAACACUGCUCUGCAGUGAACACUUCAGAAAUGAAGAUUUCGACAGGACAGGGCAGACUUUCAGACUCAAAGCUGGAGCUGUUCCAUCUGUCUUCAACUUCCCUGCUCAUCUUCAGAGGCCGGUAGCACCAAGAAGCACAAACGCUUCAAGAAAAGCAGGAGAAACCCAGCCCAUGUACCCCGAGAAGGAUCAACCUCCACCUGAUGUUCCACAGCCAUCCACUAGAGAGAGGCAAAGGAGUCGGAAGAGGAAGGCCCCUGACCACCAAUAUGCAAUGCCUUCCUCUCCAAAGGCUCUUAAGGCCAAACUUGAUGCAGCCAUGGCCACAGUGCGUAAAAUGUGGCGGGAAAAGAGCAAUGCCUUGGCAAGGGUAACGAUGGCCAAGAAGAACAUGAAGGCUCUUCUGGAGGAGCUGAAAGCUAAGAACCUCAUCAAUGAAGAGCUGAAUGACAAGCUGGAAUGCUACUCAGAUCUUCCGGUUCACCUCCUGUCAAGACAGGGUGCAGAGUACACCCAGGCCCAGAGAGACUUUGCGCUCACUCUCCACCUGCAUGGUCCUAAGGCGUAUCACUACCUGAGAGACGACCUGAAAAUUCACCUUCCACAUCCCAGUUCCUUGAAAAGGUAUUCUUCGUCUCUAAUUUCAACUACAGUAACAACUUCAGCUACAAAAGCAAUGUGACAGCACAGGAUGACACAGAGUCCCUACCAGCUGAUCAGUCUGCUGUUCAGUCCUACCGCAUAGACACAUCUACCAACCUGUCGGCUGUAGAAAUGUCCUCUGCAGAAGGAGAAGAUCUCCCUUCCCCGUUUGCAGACAUUCCUGCCCUUGUACAAGACCACAGCUAUCUUCCCAAGAAGUUUGAUGGUCUUGUGGAAAAUGUGCUUGUGUACAUUUCAGGAUUUGUGGUGCGACGCACACUAAAAAAGCUUUCCUGUGAUGUCUGCCGGGCAAGCCUGUUGAUGGAUGCUGAAUCUGCCAGUAAGGACCAGAGCUACCAUCUGCUGACGCUGAAAAACAAUGGAGGGCUUGUCAUCCCAUCAGCAGGCACAGUGAAGGUCGUCAGGGCAGCAGAGUGGGUUGUUCGGCAGGCAGUAGCAGAUUCCAGGAGAUCGCAACCCAUCAAACUGCUGGAGGUCCUCUACAUGGUGAGGAAGAGGAUAGGUGGAGAGGAUGUGUUUUUGCUCGGGGAGCACAUCACUGACACGCGAUAUGGCAUUGACAGUCACCACCAUACACUCUUGACUCUGGUUGUGUCCCUCUUCUUCAAGCUAAGGCUGCACCACAUUGCGAAAAUGUCAACGCUUAGCUUGCAGAAAGACAGUGUGAGACAGAAGCUCACAAAAACUGUCCUUUUCAAAGGGCAGUAGCGCAAACUAUUUGUGCACUUAAAGGAUGGGUUUUCAACUGGUGGUCUGUUUAGUUUGCUACUCUUCUUUGAUGUUUGCAUGUGAAUGAGUGGUGUAUGAGUGUGUGCGUGAAUGGGUGAAUGUGGGGCUUUGUAAAGCGCUUUGGGCACCAAGACGGUGUAGAAAAGCGCUAUGUAAGUUCAGACCAUUUAAGAGAGAGGAGGAGAGGGAGGGAGCUGUAUUGAUUAUAUUGUAUUGAUGGAAAGAGUUUUGUGUCCAAUUGUGUCUUAAUGUUUUUUUUUUUUUGUAUAUUUUUUUGUAAGUUUUUUCUAAUUAUGUGCCUUUGGACCUAAGUAAAAAAAACAAAAAACAAAGACCCAUCUCUUUUCUCUUUAUUUUACAGAAUGGCAACUUGAGACAGAUUUAUAUUAUACAUAAAUUUACACAUGUAUUUAAUAAUGUUAAUAUUAGUAAUAAACUAAAUUGCACUAUUUCAUGUUUCAUGUACCUUAUAAAUAUUGACAUCAUUACUGUGUGUGUGUUUAUGGGUAUACCUAGUACUUUACCUGUCUAGUCUGCUUAAUAUACUAUUUUCUUAAUAAACUCCGUGGCUAUAAUUUUUCACAAGUAUGCAGU